GAUAAAACAAAAGUCAGCUAGUUUAUAAGUGAUUUAGCUUUGUUCUGAAUUAUUGUUUAAAUCGUUUAGUGAAAGGAUGAAUUCAAGUAAUAAACGGUGUUGCUAUGACAACCCCUUCAUGCAAAUGACAGAGUUAUUGAUGACAAAUAAGAGGAACCGAGAGAAGAGAAGUGGAUAAUGUGGGGAACAAUACGGUGUCACCGUGUGUAAUAUACAGCAGACAUCUCUUGUUCUCAGCAGUCACCGGAUCCUCUGAUCAACUGGACUGGUGAGUCCAAACUUUUCUCUUUCACCUGGAUGAACAUUUGAAUGGCGGAAGUGGAGUGCUGAUACAGAAGAAGAUGGAGGAGACGAACAUGGUGGUCGGGAACAUGAGUGAAGAAGUCCUGAACAGACUGUCAAAGAUGUUGGACAACUCCACCUGCGGAUGGAGGCAGCUGGCCAGAGCUGUGUCCGAGGAGCCGCGGUUCUGCUGCAGUGAGAGUCAGCUGACCUGCUGCUCGCUCCAGGCGCUGAGCCCUGCAGGCAGCCCGGCUCGCACCCUCUUGGCUCAGCUGGCCGAUCGCUCCUGCUCCCUGGACUUCUUGCUCCACUGCCUGAGGAAGGUGGACCACCAGGAAGCUGUGCAGUACCUCUGCAGCACAGCAGUGGCAGAGAUGUUUCAGAUCACAGUGCAGCCACAGUGUCAGCAGGCCACAGUGGGGGGCAGGGUUGUGUUGACCUGCAGAGCUGCUGGUCCUCCUGGGCUCAGCUACCAGUGGUUCAGAGGCAAAGAAGAGGUUUUGGAUAAAUCCGGGUGCACACCAGAGUUGAUUCUGUGUCCUUUAGCCCCGGUCCACCAGGGUCACUAUAUCUGCAGAGUCAACCACGGAGAAAAGUGCAUCUUCUCCCAGUGGGCUCGAGUUCGCUUGGUUUCCUCUGCAGGUUCCAGUCCAGACUGUGGCAGCAGUCUGUUUCAGGGCUCAGCGAGUGGACUGCGCAUCAUCCACCAGCCUGAGGCCCAAACGGUGUCUGAAGGUGACUCUCUGCUCCUGGUGUGCAAAGCAGAGGCCUGCCCGCCCGCCCAGUACGAGUGGUACCACAACAGGGCUCGCAUGCAGGAACACAAGACAAGUUCAUUUAAAAUCCCGUGUGUGACCACAGCACACAGAGGAGAGUACAGAUGUAAAGUGUUCAACUUUUAUCAUGAGAUGUGGAGCGACACAGCAGGAGUCACAAUUGGCCCCAGUUCCAUUACCGAUGCAUCCUGGGUAGAAGGCAAUCGUGGUCUAGACUCACAGGAAAUCAACAGGUCAACCUCUGGACCGGGAAUAAAUCACCUCCAACCAAUGGCCAGUCACCCGCCGCCAUCCAAACAUUUCCAUGCAACAGACAAAGUCGCUCUGCUGAUCGGCAACAUGAACUACCGCCACCACACUCAGCUGUGUGCUCCCAUCGCUGACGUGCACGAGUUGACCAACCUCCUCAGACUGAUGGACUUCAAGGUGGUUUCACUGCUUGACCUCAACUGGCAGGAGAUGCACAGCGCUGUGACGGAGUUCCUCUUGCUGCUUGACAAGGGAGUCUAUGGCUUACUCUACUUUGCUGGUCAUGGUUAUGAGAAUUACGGCAACAGCUUCAUGAUUCCCAUCGAUGCUCCGGCCUCCAACACGUCAGAGCACUGCUUGUGUGUGCAGAACAUCCUCACCAGGAUGCAGGAGAAAGAGACCGGGCUCAACGUGUUCCUGCUGGACAUGUGUCGCAGAAGAAACCCACAUGAUGAUGUCAUUGUACAACCUGGACCUCUGAAGGUCACAGCAAAUAUAGUGUUUGGUUACGCCACAUGUGUAGAUGCAGAGGCCUUUGAAGUGAAGAGGGAAGACGUGUCCAACGGCAUCUUCAUCAACUUCCUCAAGAAGCGAGUUUGUGAAGAUGAGAAGGUCACAGUCAUGCUGGACAGAGUCGCUGAAGACAUGGGUCGCUGUGUGAUUACACGAGGGAGGCAGGCUCUGGAGAUGCGCAGCAAUCUGUCUGAACGACGCUCCCUCACCGACCAGAUACAAACGUCUGAAUGCUCUGAAUCCUUUUCAGCUCGCAACCUGCAGUGGGCCAUCGCUCAUGUCCUGCCACCGAGCAAGUACCUGCAGUUUGACUGUGGGGUGACUGUUCAGCUUGGGUUUGCUGCAGAGUUUUCCAACAUCAUGGUCAUCUACUCUCGGAUACUUGACCAGCCCAAAGACAUUGUUUCCUGCUCUGCUCAGCUCACUGACUUCCCCUUGGAUGUGGAUGUCGAUCUGAAGACGACUAACCAGGAAACUCUCCUUGAAGCUGGUAGUUUAUUAUUGAUCAAGGAUGACCUUCUUUCACCAGAGGUCCCCUGUCUUUACACCCGCAUCAGCAGCCUUCAGAGACUGAAGAGGGAGCUCACGUUCACCAUCUGUCUUCAUUACACCUAUUCCAACAUGGAUGACGAAGUACAGGAAAGGCAGUCAGUAACAGUUGGCAAACCACUGGUCUCCAAACUCAACCUCCAUGAACCGCGACCGCCUCGUGCCUGCUCUACGUCCUCGUCCUUCAGCCUCGACUCCUUCAACAUCGCUGAGGGCAUUACCUCUGUGGGAACAUCCUCUAAUACAUGGCCUUAUUAUGGCAGAGAAUCUUCCACCACUGACUCUCUGACUUCAUCCAGGAGUGCAAAUAUCCCAGAGGAGACUGACAGCCCUGAAUUAUGCAACAACCCCAAACCUCUUGUUGCCGGUAACAGCUUGUCCCACAGCCUAAGUUAAUGACACAAACUACAGAUUAAGUGACAAUUUUCACUCGCAAUAAAAAUCUUGAGCCUGAUUUGACCAUUACAUCCUGAGAAUAAAGAGUACACACGUACACAAAGAGAAAAGUCAAAAGUUUUGGAAUAUCUCAGUCAAACCUGACCCUGGACUCAGGUUAUAUCUUUACAUUUAAAAAAAAAAUUUUUUUACCAGAUCCAGUUUGGUAUGUGGAUAAGGUGGAGGAAAUAAAGCUGUUUUUUUUUCUAUUUUGAUACAUUUAUUAAACCUCUUGUACAAAGUAAAAACGUAGAAGACUGUUGGUUUGUUACCCACUAACUACCCAUGUCUAUAAUAAUAUCAACUGUAUUUAUGUAGCACUUUUCAAAACACAGAUGAAAAGUGUUUCACAAUAAGCACGACAACGAGGUACUUAUAUAUGUGCAUGUAAAUGAUGAAAAACCAACAACUAAGAUAAAAUGUUUAUUUUUCUUGCUGUUUAAAGUGUGUUUAUAAUGUAUUUCCUUUUCAAAGCACAGUUAAAAGUGUGAUGCUACUGGUCGUACUCAAUUGGAAGCUCACCCGUCCCCCCACAAACGACCGCUGGAUUGAGGAAGUUCUCUGUUAUUUAAAACUCAAAAUACUUAGAUUUUAAUUUCCAAGAUCUUCCAAGGUAUUCCAAGAUACAUUGAGCCCUUUCCUUGUCUUGUUUAGAAAGAUAAAUAGAUAGAUCUAAAUAUAUAAAGAUAUAAAGAUAGAUAGAUGGAUAGAGUUGGCUAUAUUUUAUGUAUGUGCAUGUUCAGAUCCAGUUAAUGAUAAAAAUAAACUACUCAGAUAAA
Molecule: messenger RNA, 3583 nt
Organism: Pleuronectes platessa (European plaice)
Lineage: Eukaryota; Metazoa; Chordata; Actinopteri; Pleuronectiformes; Pleuronectidae
Gene: malt2
Product: MALT paracaspase 2
Exons: 17
Coding region: 342-2765 (807 amino acids)
Biological process (GO): proteolysis
Molecular function (GO): cysteine-type endopeptidase activity
Source: RefSeq, a predicted model, not a curated record